This is a messenger RNA of Drosophila montana, 1284 nucleotides long. RefSeq names its product odorant receptor 42a-like. The transcript has 3 exons. NCBI's taxonomy places the organism in Eukaryota, Metazoa, Arthropoda, Insecta, Diptera, Drosophilidae. The coding region runs from base 55 to 1284 and encodes 409 amino acids. Gene Ontology annotation, molecular function: odorant binding; olfactory receptor activity. Gene Ontology annotation, cellular component: plasma membrane. The record is from RefSeq and is a predicted model, not a curated record. Gene Ontology annotation, biological process: sensory perception of smell; detection of chemical stimulus involved in sensory perception of smell.
GCGUCAAUUGUUCAGGCUUUGUUUUAUUUUCCAAUUGAAAGCAGCUCCUGCAGCAUGUCUUUGCGUAGAAUCUUUCCGAGCAUGUACACGCUGCCGGACACGGCGCCAGCUCAGUCGAGGAAUGCCACGCUCUAUUUGCUGCGCUGCGUUUUUCUAAUGGGCAUAAGGACGCCGCCUAAAGGAUGCCUUUUUUUCGUCUACAUUCUGUGGUCCUUGGCGCUUAAUCUGUGCUCCACUUUCUAUCAGCCCAUCGGCUUCAUGACGGGCUACAUCUCCCAUCUCGCGGAGCUAUCGCCGAGUGAGUUUCUCGCCUCGCUGCAGGUGGCCUUCAAUGUCUGUUCCUGUUCCAUUAAGGUGAUGAUUAUGUGGAUGCUGGUCAAGCGCUUCGAUCAGGCCAAUCUCAUCUUGGAUGAGAUGGACAGACGACUGUUGCAUCCCUGCGAGCGCAGCAAUGUGCAUCGCGCGGUCUCUAUCAGCAAUCGCAUCUUCUUCUCCUAUAUAUCCGUCUACUUCAUUACUGUGACGAGUACUUUUCUGAGCUCUGUCAUCGUCGGCGUGCCCAUGUUCCAGAACUAUUAUCCCGGGCUGGACUGGCGUGCCGGCCAGUUUGAGUUCUGGCUGCAAUCAAGUCUGGAAUAUUUUAGCUUGCUCGCCGCUUGCCUUCAAAAUGGCUGCAUGGAUUGUUAUCCCAUUAACUAUGUGCUCAUAUUGCGUGCCCAACUGGCCAACUUUAAGGAGAGACUGCGGAAUCUUGGCCAGGACACAGAUGAGACACCGGAGCAGCGCUACGAGAAGCUGGUCGAGUGCAUUCAGGACCACAAGGUUAUGCUACGCUGCUGCGAUACUCUGCGUCCCGUGAUCUCGGGCACAAUCUUUGUCCAGCUUCUGGUUGUGGGUCUCGUGCUGGGCUUCACUCUUAUCAAUAUUGUGCUUUUUGCCAACUUCGGGUCCCGCAUUGCGGCUCUCACUUUCUUGACAGCUGUGCUACUGGAGACAACGCCCUUUUGCAUACUCUGUAACUAUUUGGCGGACGACUGCCUAAAGCUGGCGGAUGCUCUGUUCGAGUCGAAUUGGAUCUACCAGGAUCAGCGCUACAAGAAAGCCUUGCUUCAGUUUCUGCAAAGGCUGCAGAAGCCAAUUGUUUUCAUGGCCGGCAACUUUUUCAGCAUUUCCGUGGCCACCAACCUGAACGCUACCAAAUUUUCAUUCUCUGUCUUUACGCUGAUCAAACAAAUGAAUAUAGCUGAGAAAUUCGCCAGACCAAGCGGAGUCGAAAAAAACUGA